AAAAUUCACGUAAGUUUCUUGACAUUUAAAUAUUUGUAGAGAACUAAAAGUACUUUAGUUUUAAUAAAAUUUUGUAUUGUUAUUUUAUGUUACGAAGGUUAACUUAAAUUAUUUGAAAUUAAAGUGAAACUUUCGAUUAAGAUGGGGAAAAGAGUAGAACGUAUCCUUAAAAAACUGCGAAAUACCUUCCUAGUUCUUAUACUGCUAUUUCUUCUGAUUGUCUACCAAAGUAAAAAGAUGCAUAACCAAAGGGUUGCAAUGCAAAUUCCUAAUAAUGCUUUGAAAUAUAUAUUAUUUGAAAAGUCCAAAGGUAGGCCUAAGGAUAUUAUACAAUUGAGGACGAUAGUUAGUCAUCAUAACAAAAAAAUAAAUAUAUUAAAUAGCGAUAACUUUGGACCAAUUACAAAUAAUACAAUCGUAUUCGCCAUAACGGUGGACAAGUUUUCAAUUAAUUUACAAUUCCUAAUAGUUUCCCUAUCACAAAUUCGAGGAAUUCAUCAGGUAUUACUUGUUUUUUCACACUCCAUUUAUGAUGAAGAUAUCAACAAGCUGAUUGGAACGAUAGAUUUUUGUCGAGUACUGCAAAUAUACUACCCUUACUCAUUACAAAUGUAUCCAGACGAAUUUCCUGGAUAUAGUCUCCAAGACUGUCCCCAUGAUAUGGAUAUGAAAACUGCCCGAGCAAUCAACUGUACUGGUUUCCUUUUUCCUGAUAUUCGAGGGCACUUUAGAGACCCAAAACAUGUACAGCAAAAGCAGCAUUGGUGGUGGACAGCUAAUGUAGUAUUUGAAAGUGUUUUAAGUAUUGUUAUGGAUUAUGAAAGAGUAGUUGUUUUUUUAAACGACGAUAUAUAUUUAUUGAAAGAUUUUUUAUACAUGAUUUUGUUUAUGGAGAAAAUAUCUAAUGACCUGGGUACCUGUGAGUUUUUGACACUCGACCAUAGGAAUUUAAAUUUUUUGAGAAGUAUUGACGGUUUAGAACUUACACCAUGGGAUCUAAACUAUGAGCCAAGUGCUCUAGCAUUUGACUUCAACGUUUGGAAUAGUAUCGUUUCUAAUUAUGAUUUAUUUUGUGCUGUUGAUGAUAGUUCUUGGACUCGAUCAUUAAUUUAUGUAUCAGACAAACGAAAGAAGGCUUCGAGAUUCAGAAUAUUAUCAAGUAUGUUUCCAAGGACGUACAAGAUAAACUCGUGUAUGUUCGAGCGAACUUUAGAGUAUUGUGAUAUUAAAGAAAAUGUUUAUCAAAUAUUAGAAUUGCAGAAAAACUUAAACGAUUUCUUAUUUCCUACGCACCUGGAAUUAUACAUUCCCAUUCAAGAUGAGGAUGACCCAUUAGUUAAUGACGAUGUUGUGGGCUUUGGUGGAUGGAGCGAUCCGAGGGAUAAAGAUAUGUGUGAUAAUAUAACAUUGUCUAAAAUAAAAAAGAUCGUCCUGGGAAUGAGAAACGAGAUCGCUCAAUUUUAAUCAGUAUCAGCGCAAUAAUAAUAAGAAUAAUACAAAUAUCAUAGAGUUUUCCUUAAUAGUCGAGUAGGUGAUCGAAUAUCUUGUUGGUUGGUUCAAUGAAGAUUAAUGUUUUAAACUUGUCUGCCCUGGUAGUAUUUCAAAGUAGCAUGAUCCGUCCAGAUUGGGUCUAACAGUUGAUUAGUAGUCAACGUGACAAUUAAGCUCCGAGACAAAGGAGAGGAUGCGAGUGAAGGCAUUGCGCGUGGCUGUUGGCUGCUGGCGGCUGGCGGCUGGCGUAGGUAGCGAGCGUUUCGUGGGGGGAAGGGGCUCGCACUUGCGCACGCCGCGUUAGCCUAGCCCGGUCCGAGCGAGCAACAGUCUGCUCGCGUGAGCCGCGCUCGCGAUUCGGGCACGUUGCGACGCAUUAUCAUGACCCAUGGUAAGCACUCUUCGAUACUAUAACUAUCAACGGCCGAACUCCCCAACCAUGUUCAAACCCAAAAACAAAAUGAAAACAUAGCAAAAAUCGAAGCCGCGAGCGACUUUUCAGUGAUGAUUUUUCAACAGCUUUCAUUAUUUAUUUACGCGCCCCCAAUACUGUGCGGGCCAACUUUAAAUUAAUACGUAACAAUACGUUAAAAUUUCUUUUCGAUGUGCGUUGGUCGAUGCGGAAAAUGAUUUCAAAUCUAACAAAAAGGCAUGACUCGCUGAGAUAGGUUCAUAAUAGCGGUUCGCUUUGGGCAUUUUAUUUUCUUUACCAACAAUAGCUGAUUUAAAACGAAAACUCAAAACGCGAAGUUUAUUAUAUAGUUGUUACAUUUUGCGAUAGUUCUUGUGGUAAUGUUUGUUUAAUUUUGCUAAAUCAGAAGAUAAAGUAUGGGAAUUCAGAAGUUGGAAGUUGAUUCAUCGUAAGUUUUUUUAAAUUUGGUAAGUAUUUCGUAUUAAGCUCUUUUUAUGAUAGCAAAAAUCUAUCUCAUUGUUUUUAAAUAGCAAUACAGCUUUUGCUAAUAAUAUGCUUCUGAUAUGAAAAACAACGGAUAUCUGCUGCAAAAAUCGACGUCAUUGUUAGAUUCUUUAAUUACUUAGGCACUUAAAAUUCCAAAGCUAUUAAUUAUUAAAACAUAUGAUUCUGUUUUUCAUACCGCAAUCCUUUCUGUAGGAUACACAUUGAU
Chilo suppressalis (striped riceborer) is the source of this 2615-nucleotide messenger RNA. The record is from the annotation of a GenBank genome assembly. Lineage: Eukaryota; Metazoa; Arthropoda; Insecta; Lepidoptera; Crambidae.